CGAUAUAUUCCAUCGAUUGUUUUUCAGCACAACUUUUUUCACGUGUGGCACGAUACAUAGGAAAAGCGAGCCAAUUCUGCCCAAACAAACCAACGCCGCGCCACAAAAAACACAGAGGUCAAGCCAGCUACGUUUCCACACCGGUCAGAGCAAGAUGGUGCCCAUUGGACCCGUUCAUCCCAACCAUCCCGGCGUUGUGCAUCCCCCACAACAGCCGAUGCCCACAGCACCCACCGGACCCAAUUCGCUGCAGCCGAAUGCCAAUGUCUCGGGCUCCUCGAACUCCACCUCGAACAAGAGCUCCAUGUCGGUGAAGCCCAACUAUACGCUGAAGUUCACUCUCGCCGGCCACACCAAGGCCGUCUCUGCGGUCAAGUUCAGCCCCAACGGCGAAUGGCUGGCUAGCUCAUCUGCUGACAAACUGAUCAAAAUCUGGGGAGCCUACGAUGGAAAGUUUGAGAAGACCAUCUCCGGGCACAAGCUGGGCAUUAGCGAUGUGGCCUGGAGCUCGGACUCGCGUCUGCUAGUCAGCGGCAGCGACGAUAAGACCCUCAAGAUCUGGGAGCUGAGCACUGGCAAGAGCCUCAAGACGCUCAAAGGGCACAGCAACUACGUGUUCUGCUGCAACUUCAAUCCGCAGUCCAACCUGAUUGUCUCCGGCAGCUUCGACGAGAGCGUGCGCAUUUGGGAUGUCCGAACGGGCAAGUGCCUGAAGACACUGCCCGCCCACUCUGAUCCCGUGUCGGCGGUUCACUUCAAUCGCGAUGGAUCGCUGAUUGUCAGCUCCAGCUACGACGGCCUGUGCCGCAUCUGGGACACGGCCAGCGGACAGUGCCUGAAGACGCUGAUCGACGACGACAAUCCGCCCGUGAGCUUUGUCAAGUUCUCGCCGAACGGCAAGUACAUUCUGGCGGCCACUCUGGACAACACUCUCAAGCUGUGGGACUACUCGAAGGGCAAGUGCCUCAAGACCUACACGGGCCACAAGAACGAGAAGUACUGCAUAUUUGCGAAUUUCUCUGUCACCGGCGGCAAGUGGAUUGUCAGCGGCAGCGAGGACAAUAUGGUCUAUAUAUGGAAUCUGCAGAGCAAGGAGGUGGUGCAAAAGCUGCAGGGCCACACCGACACUGUACUCUGCACUGCCUGCCAUCCCACCGAGAAUAUCAUCGCCUCCGCUGCGCUCGAGAACGACAAGACCAUAAAACUGUGGAAGUCAGACACAUAGAGGACGCGGCGGCUAUCGCUGGUAUCCAGCAAAUACAGUAGCCCCUCCCCCUACCACCACCAGACACACCGACUCCCACACAGAAAUUCAUGAUCUUAAUUUGCAAAAUAUUUUUUUUUUAUAUUCGUAAACUCUUAAUCGUCUACUCCUAAAAUCACAAAGUUUUUCAAAGUUUCGAGGUAGUUUCGAGGAUUUAUGUUGCGAUGUUUGGUGAUGUAUGGUAAGAAGAAGGGACAGUUCAGUUUAGUUAUUCAUUCUUAAGCUAAAAAUGUAUGUAUAGAUAUUUAUUAGCCUAUUUUAUUGGCUACAACAGUAAGACAACAGGGGGAUUUCGCCUUAAAUAUGAUUCUAACAUUUGCCGCACUAACCCCAACA
Molecule: messenger RNA, 1600 nt
Organism: Drosophila subobscura
Lineage: Eukaryota; Metazoa; Arthropoda; Insecta; Diptera; Drosophilidae
Gene: wds
Product: protein will die slowly
Exons: 4
Coding region: 155-1225 (356 amino acids)
Cellular component (GO): Set1C/COMPASS complex
Molecular function (GO): histone binding
Source: RefSeq, a predicted model, not a curated record